Messenger RNA from Hypoxylon trugodes, 3735 nucleotides. RefSeq lists its product as uncharacterized. The record is from RefSeq and is a predicted model, not a curated record. Gene Ontology annotation, cellular component: NuA4 histone acetyltransferase complex. Gene Ontology annotation, molecular function: protein binding. Bases 445 to 3516 code for a protein of 1023 amino acids. NCBI's taxonomy places the organism in Eukaryota, Fungi, Ascomycota, Sordariomycetes, Xylariales, Hypoxylaceae. The transcript is spliced from 2 exons.
CUUUCAUGUCAGCUUUUAGGUUAGGCUAGGAUGUAUCUAAGUACCUAGAUAUGUUAUCUUAAUAGGAUACCGCGGAAGGGCACGGACCACACACGCUAACACAAUUGUUUGAUCCCGCAUUUCCACCUUGCAACCAUCAAUCUGGCAACAUUCGCCGAUCCAUCAAACGAAUCAUACACCUACCAUAGCCUACUGUCCGCGGAUUACAGAAUCUAUGUGCUAAUCACGUGAUUCAUUGCAACGACAAGGAACCCGUGAAAAAUAUUCAUCGCGAAUAGCCUCAUCGAAAAUAGACCUUAAUCGUCGCCAUUCCGCCAUUAAAGUGGUCGGAAUAGUCUUAAUAGGCUUCUGCGAUCACCCUGAACCAUUUUAAUCGUGGCGCCGAUUCACCUCAUACAGCGACGCGACGGUCCCCUCGACCACGGCCGAGGUGGAUUCUGGGGCAUGAAUCGUAAUCCGACUACAUACACCCCUCUCGAAGCAUUUGCUUUAUUCCAAGAGCUCAACAAGAACUUCUCGAAAGGCCUUGUCAUAGGCACCUUCGGUCACAUCUCCGACACCCUCAAGAAAACACCUUUAAUAUACGAACAAGCCGAGUACGAUGCCGACCGAUUGAGUCCUGAAUCUCUUCAGGGCUUUGCCCUACACCUGCUCCGGGAAGAGCGCAAGGAAGAGAAGAAGCCUGUCGAAGUUCCCGUAGAAAAGAACACCGCCACGUUGUCACCGAAUUCUAGGAAGAGGAAACUUCAGAGUCCCCCACUGGUCAGUUAUCAGGAUGAACCGGAUAAACUCUCAAUUCUAGUAGACAAGCUCUACACAAGAUUUCGCGAUGGUCUUAUCAGAGAAAUCAGGGAGGACGAAAGGCGAUUUGAUGAGCUUCAACGUGAGCUUGCUGAAAUCGAACGGGGCGAAUGGGAUGAAAGACUCAAUCAAGAGCGGCGUGCGGACUCGACCAAGAACGGAGCACCGGCUGUCAACGAGACAGCACCUCCGAAGCCGGCAGGCCGAAUAGCGCCAUCGCAAACGCAAACGCAAACGCCAAUACCGGCACCAACACCAGCGGUUGUGUCAGCGCCAGCACCAGUACCGACACCCACACCAACUCCAGUCCCAGUACCAUCUAGAGCACCUGCUGCCGAGAGAAGAGUUGGACCACCUCAAACACCCCAGCCAUUACAAGAGAGGAAACCUACACAUCCGAUUCCCUCGCCUUUACCCCCAUCUACCCGACCCCCGAGCGAAACGCGUAUUACCGCACCCGAUAAUAGGCCACAAGAACCAGCUCGACCGAUAAGCGGCGCAACUCCCGUUCUUCAACAUCCACAAACCGCUCAUGGAUACCCUGCGCGUCAACACUCAACUACACCACAGCCGCCUGUUACGGACGGCUUACAACGACCUGAUGUUGCGCUGAAAGGCCGAAGUCCUGCCCCGGUACAAUCCAACCAACCCCAUACUCCCACUGCUACUCCUACGCCAGCUCCUGCUUUGAAAUGGGAACCCCCAUAUCAACCUCCCCAUCAACCCUCGCCUCAACCUUCUCCGCAGCUCUCGCAUCUACCUCCUCACCAGUCUCCGCAUCAACAACAUCCUCCGCCGCAACCACCGAUACAACACCAACCACCUCAUCAAACACCUAUCCCAUCACCUCGCCCUCCUUACGGCACGGGGGUGGCCAGGCCUCCAACAUAUCCUUCUCAACCUCAAACCGUACCUCCUCAGUUACCCCAAAAUUACGCCAGUGGAAGGCAAACCCCCGGACAAUAUCAUCCUCCACAACAUCGCCCUUCAGUACAAACCUCCGCGCCAGCAUCUCCUUCAGUACUUUUACCACCACAGAGUACUGGUCAAAUACCACCGUCCCUCCAAUCUUUGCCAUUAAAUACGGCUCCAGAUGGUACAGGGCAGCAAGCACACCAGCGGCGUCCAGCUUCUGUUCCUAUAGCCAGCUCUCCAGGACCUAGUGCAGGACCCAGCGCAGGACCUAGUCCCUAUCCUCAACAUCAAGGCCAACAUGCGCCGACUCAAACACCCAUCCGACCGCCAAUUACAAUACCAACUACGCACUCAGCCGCGAGCCCGUCAAAGCCGCCUUUGCCGUCAACGCAAUGGGGACAGACACCUGGCUCUGGUCGGUCUCACAUCUCCGAGACUCCUAUUCCAGCCCCAUCAGCGCCUCAGCAAAGCCAGGCGCAACCAGCUUCGAGGUUGUAUAAUUCACCAUACAAUCAACAAGUCCAGCCAACUGGUGCUAGCGAUCCCAUUCAGCGCCCCCGGGUGCCUCCCUUACAGACCCCGGCCUCUAUGCCCCCUCAACUUAUGCGCCCAUCUUCAGCGAUUCAACCACAAACACCACUGGCAGUUUCGCCUCAUAUUAUAAGGGGUCAUGGUACUAAGUGGACGUCAACACCAACACCUGCGACGCCGCGAAUGGAGGAUGUAACUAGUUAUUUUGAGACCCAAAGUCCGGUUUUCGAACCUAUUAGUCCACCUCCCCAGACAGCCCAAUUACCAAAAACCUCGCCUGAAAGCAAUGGCAAGAAGGAUGUACGAAAACCCGCACAGAAGACCGAUGGAGUAGCUAGUCGGCCUCGUGGUCGGCCACCUCGCGCUUCUCAGAAGACAAGUCCUUUAGCACUCUCGGAAGAAACACCAGCGGAACCGGAUCUCUUGGGGAGCAACAUUAAGAAUGAAGAGGCAACUCCUCGGGCUCUUGAAGAUAUCGGUGAUGCGGCUACAGCGGACGAGAGUGUACCUAGCCAGGUCACAUCCGGGCCGAGCCAGCCGUCUAACAAGCGGAAGCGCCAAGAAAGCCCUCCAAAUCGGGCACCGCCGACUCCAGCUAGUCACGUUCUAUGGACACGCUCGUUCAACAAAAUUAGCCAAUCCGCGUUGGAUCAAAUUAUCAGCCACCGCCACGCCAAUAUGUUUGCGCAUCCUGUGAAGCCAAAGACGGCUCCCGGUUACUUCGAAAUCGUGCUUCGGCCUCAAGACCUCAAGGGUAUACAGAAGGCUAUUACGGCAGGAUCCAAAGCAGCGGCAGCAGCGGUAGCAACAAUGGCUGAUGUUGAUCCGAGCGCUACGAACGUCUGGAUACCGAUAUCAGUGGAUCUCGUGCCACCGCGAGGUAUAAUAAACAUCGCGCAGCUGGAAAGAGAGUUGGUUCAUAUGUUUGCGAAUGCUAUCAUGUACAACCCGGAUCCUUACCGUGGCUUUGGGCCUUCAUUCUUAAGAGCAAACAGACUCUCUAGUGUGGAAGGCGACGGAGAAGACUACCGAGGCUACGAAGUAGAUGAGAACGGGGUUGUCAAAGAUACUCGUAGCAUGUUCAGUGAGGUUGAGAAGCUGCUGAGUGACUUACGCAAUGAAGUAGAGCGAAACGCACCUCCGCCGACAGGAGUUCCACCAUCAGCCAGCCGUAGCAUGAGCGUGGCAGGUGGCGAGACGAACACGGCUGAUGACGAUGUGGAUGAGCUAGCAGGAGAUGGUAAUAAGAGAAGAAGGAUCAGGGGCUAGCAGCCCGACAUUGCAGUUUAAGAAAGCCACACUUUAGAUGGCGUUAGUAAUUCGGCUGUCCUACGGCCUACAUUUUGGGGCAUCGGCCCCAUUCGAUUGUAUACUCUUUGCGAAGCAGAAUAAAUACCAAACAUGACCCUAAGAUCCUACUGUGGUCUUAGUCGUCAAUUAAGCAGUAUAUACUUUUUUAUGAUAUCUUAUUGAAGUGAUGUAUCUGGG